Messenger RNA from Myripristis murdjan (pinecone soldierfish), 1249 nucleotides. RefSeq names its product neurofilament heavy polypeptide-like. Bases 344 to 952 code for a protein of 202 amino acids. Gene Ontology annotation, cellular component: central element. The record is from RefSeq and is a predicted model, not a curated record. Gene Ontology annotation, biological process: homologous chromosome pairing at meiosis; meiotic DNA double-strand break processing involved in reciprocal meiotic recombination; spermatogenesis. The transcript has 10 exons. NCBI's taxonomy places the organism in Eukaryota, Metazoa, Chordata, Actinopteri, Holocentriformes, Holocentridae.
UGAGGAUCAGAUAGCAAUAAAACAGAAAGAGCUGGACGGUCUAGUUGGUCAAACAGUCAUUUCUUCUUCCACUGAGAAACCACCAGACAGCGAUUCUGGCGAGCUGACCAUAACUGCACCGGAGAAACAGUUAGAUCAUCAGACAGAGAUCUCCUCGCUUAAUCUUGCCCAGAUAAAGAUUUCUCAGGAUGGCCAUAAAACAUCUGGAGAGGCAAAUGCUGAAGAGGUUGAGGAGAAUUGCAAAGCCCAGGAUACUCCUUCCUACCCUGUAGCACCAGAGGAAGCAAGCCAUCAACUGUUUUCUCAUCCGCAGUUGUACAAACAAAAACAACAAUCAGAUCAAAUGGCCUUUGAGGAUCAGGACCAGGAGAGCGCACCAGAGGAACAGGAGGAAGCAGCCAUCAUAUCAGACACAGAUGAGGCGGUGGAAGAGGAGAUGGAGGAUGGAGUAGCUGUGGAAGAGGAGCAGGCACCACUCAGUACAGACGAGGAGGAUAAUAAGGGACACAGUGCUUUACCUCAGUCUUCUCCAAGAGCCAGUCCCCAGUCCUCGCCAGCUAGAGUUAAAGAUAUGUUUUCAACCCCAACAUUCUCACUCGGCUGUAGCCCCAGCAGUUCCCCAUCCAAAGGGACCUCUGAAGUCAAGUCUCCAGCUUCCCUGUUCUCCAUGAACUCUGGUCGCAGCCCCACAGGCUUUUCUAGAUUUGGGUUUGACAUGGGCUCUUCCCAAGAGGAGGAGUCACCUUUCACCUUCACUAGCUCUUAUUUCAGUGACAAGAAAAUCUCUGAAUCCCAAUCACCAAGCGGCACGGGGUUUCUGUUUGAGCAAACAGACAAGUGUGAGGACUUCCAGUUUUCCUUUGCCUCAAAGAGUCCCCAGACAACUACAGCUGACCAAGAUAAGACUAGCAGUGAUGACUUUUCCUUCUCAUUCAACUUUGGAAAGUUUUAAGAAAAACGUUGAAUUUGUAGGACCAGUUCCUGUCCUGUUUCCUUCUUUGACAGUGACAGUAAUAAGAUAGGAUUUCACUGGUUUAACAUUGUUUUCCUCAAAUCAGUUCAGAAGUUCAAGUUCAGAAGACUUUAACAGUUUCAAAAAAGUGAAGUUAUUUACAGGUUCUCCAAAAAUUGGAUUUAUUUGCAGUUAUGUUUAUGUAUAUAUUUGUAUGUUUAUCUUAAAUAAGACAUGUAAGAACAGAAGAAUUGAAAGCAUUUCCGACAUUAUCAUUAUUUAUGUUUUACUGAAGGC